Molecule: messenger RNA, 3050 nt
Organism: Dufourea novaeangliae
Lineage: Eukaryota; Metazoa; Arthropoda; Insecta; Hymenoptera; Halictidae
Product: glutamate receptor ionotropic, kainate 2-like
Exons: 18
Coding region: 7-2934 (975 amino acids)
Biological process (GO): monoatomic ion transport
Cellular component (GO): plasma membrane; postsynaptic membrane
Molecular function (GO): glutamate-gated receptor activity
Source: RefSeq, a predicted model, not a curated record
UGAGCUAUGAAUUUGGGCUGCCUGGUAGCCACAGUCCUCGUGCUUCAGCUGCUUCGGCCUCCGAUCGACGUCGCAGCGCUACCCUCAGUCGUCAAGAUUGGUGCCAUAUUCACUCAUGACCAAAAGGAUAGCAGUACGGAGCUGGCCUUCAAGUAUGCCGUGUACAAGAUCAACAAGGAGCGGCUCAUCCUGCCGAAAACGACGCUCGAGUACGAUAUACAGUACGUGCCGAAAGAUGACUCUUUCCACGCGUCGAAAAAGGCGUGUCAACAGGUCAAAUAUGGCGUACAGGCGGUGUUCGGCCCGUCGGACCCAAUCCUGGGCCAGCACAUUCACAGCAUUUGCGACGCACUGGACAUUCCACACUUGGAAGCCAGGCUGGACCUGGACACGGAGGCGAAAGAGUUCAGCAUCAACCUGUAUCCCGCACAAAGUUUGCUCAACGCCGCUUAUCAGGACAUCAUGGAGUUUCUCAAUUGGACCAAGGUCGCUAUUAUCUACGAGGAUGACUAUGGACUGGUGAAGCUACGAGAGCUCGUCAGGUCGCCGAAGUCUCGGGAGAUCGAGGUUAACCUCAGGCAGGCCGACCCGGAUUCCUACCGGCAGGUUCUAUCCGAGAUGAAAAGCAAGGAAAUACGGAAUCUCAUCGUGGACACCAAGCCUGAGCACAUGCAUCAUUUUCUCCGAAUGAUCCUGCAGCUGCAAAUGAACGACUACAAGUACCACUAUCUCUUCACGACUUUCGAUAUCGAGACCUUCGACCUCGAGGACUUCAAGUACAAUUUCGUCAAUAUCACUGCCUUCCGUCUGGUCGACGCCGAGGACGUCGGUGUGCGGGGUAUACUGAGGGACAUGGAGCGGUACCAGCCAUCCGGGAAUACGAUCCUCAACAAAUCGAGAGUUAUACAGGCGGAACCAGCGUUGAUCUACGACAGCGUGCAAGUGUUCGCUGUUGGAUUAAGGACCCUGGAACAGUCGCAUGCGUUAAGGCCCGCGAACAUCUCCUGCGAGCUCGAGCACCCUUGGGACGGCGGGCUGUCUCUCAUCAACUACAUAAACUCGGUGGAGAUGAAGGGCAUAUCCGGGCCGAUCGAGUUCAAAGAAGGCCGUAGGAUUCAAUUCAAACUGGACCUGUUGAAACUGAAGCAACACUCGCUCGUUAAGGUCGGUGAAUGGCGUCCAGGCGCCGGCGUGAACGUGACCGACACCGCAGCGUUCUUCGAGCCGGGCACCGCGAACGUCACUCUGCUCGUGAUCACGAUCCUGGAGCAGCCGUACGUAAUGCUGAAGAGCCGAGGGAAUUUCAGCGGGAACGCACGUUACGAGGGCUUCUGCAUCGACCUACUCAAGGAGAUAGCUCACAUGGUGGGCUUCGCGUACAGGAUCGAGCUCGUGCCGGACGGCAAGUACGGCGUUUACGAUUACGAGACCGGUGAAUGGAACGGAAUAGUCAGGCAGCUGAUGGACAAGAAAGCAGACUUGGCAGUCGGCUCGAUGACCAUCAAUUACGCCCGGGAGAGCGUGAUCGACUUCACGAAGCCGUUCAUGAACCUCGGGAUCUCGAUCCUCUUCAAGGUGCCGACCAGCCAUCCAGCCCGUCUAUUCUCCUUCAUGAAUCCAUUGGCCAUUGAGAUCUGGCUGUACGUCCUGGCUGCGUACGUCCUCGUCUCGGUGACGAUGUUCGUCGUUGCGCGAUUCAGCCCGUACGAGUGGAACAAUCCACAUCCCUGCCACCCUGGCUCCGAAGUCGUCGAAAACCAGUUCUCGCUGGCCAACAGCUUCUGGUUCACCAUCGGCACUCUGAUGCAGCAAGGCAGCGAUCUAAAUCCUAAGGCUACGAGCACACGUAUCGUCGGUGGCAUCUGGUGGUUCUUCACCUUGAUAAUCAUCUCGUCGUACACUGCCAAUCUCGCGGCGUUCCUCACGGUUGAAAGGAUGAUAACGCCGAUCGAGAACGCGGAGGAUCUCGCCGGUCAGACGGAUAUCGCUUAUGGGACCCUAGACAGCGGAAGUACCAUGACAUUCUUCAGGGACUCGAUGAUCGAGACUUACAAAAAAAUGUGGCGAUUCAUGGAAAACAAGAAGCCGUCGGUGUUCGUGCCCACUUACGAGGAAGGAAUUCAGAGGGUCCUUCAGGGAGAUUACGCUUUCCUGAUGGAAUCAACCAUGUUGGAUUAUAUCGUGCAGAGGGACUGCAAUCUUACUCAGAUCGGCGGACUGCUCGACAGCAAAGGAUACGGAAUCGCCACGCCCAUGGGUUCUCCUUGGCGCGACAAGAUAUCCCUGGCGAUUCUAGAGCUGCAAGAGAAGGGCGAGAUCCAGAUGCUGUACGACAAAUGGUGGAAGAGUCCAGGCGACACUUGCAUGAGGACCGAAAAGGGAAAGGAGAGCAAGGCGAACUCUUUAGGUGUAGACAAUAUAGGCGGAGUCUUUGUCGUCCUUCUGUGCGGCCUGGCGUUCGCCGUGCUGAUCGCGAUUUUCGAGUUCUGCUACAAUUCGAGGAGGAACACGCCGGCGGAACGGAGAGCUCCGAUAUCGACGCCAGCCUGCUCGGGUUCUCUGCAAGGGAUCUCCCAGUCCGUGCAACAGCAGCAACAGCAACAACAAGCGCCACAGCCACAACAACAACAACAACAGCAACAACAACAACAACAGCAGCAGAACCACCAGCAAGAGUCCCUGUGCUCGGAAAUGGCGCGAGAACUGUGCCGCGCGUUGCGCUGCGACGCUUCGUCGCGACGCCGACGUGCCUGCGAGAAAUGCACGACCAACGUGCUUGGCUAUCCGCCUGACAACCCCACUGCCACCCCCCUGAACGGGAUGAGAUCCCAGAGAAGCAGCCUGGGUGUUCCCACGGUCGAACUGCCGCCACACCUUCAUAUGCAUCACCAUACACCACCGCCACCAGCGCCCCACGACUACGACGGGACUUAGCCACCACGUGUAUCACACUUCACGCGUACGUGAUUCUCACCUGAAACGGUAACCAAAGUGAAGGGAGGUGACGACAGAGAGGGCGCCGAGAACAUGAAACGACAGAGAAGCAAGUA